AUGUUUCUUCAAAUCUCAAUUCUACUUCUCAUUUUCCCUCUCACGCUCUGCAAGAUAUCUUCUUCAAAUCAAACACUCCUUUUCACUCUCAAAACUCAGAAUCUUCCUCAGUCUCCUUCAGACAAACUUUCUUUUAGACAUAAUGUCACUCUCACCGUCUCUCUCUCCGUCGGCUCUCCACCGCAAAACAUCUCGAUGGUACUCGACACCGGAAGCGAGCUCUCAUGGCUUCACUGCAAGAAAUCUCCCAACUUAGGAUCCGUAUUUGACCCGGUUAAGUCCUCUUCGUACUCGCCCCUGCCUUGCUCAUCGCCAAUUUGCAGGACCCGGACCCGGGAUUUGCCCAUACCCGCCUCAUGCGACCCGAAAACCCACCUCUGCCACGUGGCAAUCUCCUACGCUGACGCUACCUCCAUCGAAGGCAACUUAGCUCACGAGACCUUCGUAAUUGGGUCUUCGACCCGACCCGGUACCAUAUUCGGGUGCAUGGACUCCGGUUUAAGCUCCGAUUCGGAGGAGGAUGCAAAAUCAACCGGUUUAAUGGGAAUGAACCGGGGUUCCUUAUCGUUCGUUAACCAGCUGGGUUUCUCCAAAUUCUCGUAUUGCAUCUCCGGUUCAGAUUCCUCCGGUGUUUUGCUUCUCGGUGACGCGAGUUUCUCGUGGCUCGGUCCAAUCCAAUACACGCCUUUGAUACUCGAGACAAUUCCGUUACCGUAUUUCGACCGGGUCGCUUACACGGUCCAGUUAGAAGGAAUCCGGGUCGGGUCGAAGCUACUGACUCUACCAAAAUCCGUGUUCGUACCGGACCAUACCGGGGCGGGUCAGACUAUGGUGGACUCAGGUACACAGUUUACUUUCCUGAUGGGUCCGGUUUACACCGCAUUGAAAACCGAGUUUAUUGCGCAAACCAAAUCGGUACUCAGAGUCGUAGACGACCCAAACUUCGUGUUCCAAGGGACAAUGGACCUGUGUUACCGGGUUGGGUCGUUAACCAGGCCCAACUUCUCGGGUUUGCCCGUUGUGAGUUUAAUGUUUCGUGGCGCGGAGAUGAGCGUGUCGGGUCAGAAGCUGUUGUACCGGGUAAACGGAGCCGGGUCGGUAGGGAAAUAUGAGGUGUAUUGUUUCACAUUUGGUAACUCGGAUCUCCUGGGAAUAGAAUCAUUUGUGAUUGGUCAUCAUCAUCAGCAGAACGUGUGGAUGGAGUUUGAUCUUGCCAAAUCAAGGGUUGGGUUUGGUGCUGACGUCAGAUGUGAUCAUGCUAGUCAACGGCUCGGAUUGCGAGAUUGA
Molecule: messenger RNA, 1287 nt
Organism: Microthlaspi erraticum
Lineage: Eukaryota; Viridiplantae; Streptophyta; Magnoliopsida; Brassicales; Brassicaceae
Source: the annotation of a GenBank genome assembly